UAAACCCUGACGAGGAGGGCGAGGAACGUCGCGGAAAGUGUUACUGUAAGUACCCGUACCGCGUGUGUGGGUCGGACGGGAACGACUACACCACCUACUGUAACCUCAGGUUCGCCUCCUGGAGCAGCAAGAACAUGGGAGGAUCCAAGAUACACAAGGUGCACAAGGGAUACUGCAAGUUUGCCCCGAUCAUCGCGACCCCGCCCACCCCCAUCCGUAACACCACCGGCUCCUCUGUGUUCAUGAGCUGUGAAGUACGGGCUCACCCCACCGCCAGGAUCACAUGGAAGUUCAGGAAAGACGAGGAUGCCGAGCCUGUGGACUUGCCCGGGGACGCCAGUAACGUCGCCUGCAGCUACCGCGGAGGGCCCGAGAAGAACGAGGUCACCGGAUGGGUGCUGAUCGAGCCACUGCAGAAGGAAAACGUCGGUAUCUACGAGUGUUACGCUGAGAAUGAAUUCGGCGAUGACUCCAGCACGGCCACCGUGGAAGUGGAGGAGGAAGAGUUAUAGAGUUAGAUUCACAAAUAAAAUACGUUUCCUGACCCUUAGUUUUCCUCUGCGCAGCACGUUAAUGUCGAUGAAUGGAUUAUUACUAUUGUCGAGCUACAGGUAUUGGCAAAUAAGGAACGCAUUCAAGGUGCUGGUAGAUUAGAACUCAUGUCAUGUCAUGUAAGGUUACUAACCGCGAUCAUUGUGUGUCAAUAGCUAGUCACGUCAUUUUAUUACAUAGGAUGGAAUAUAAUCAGUUACUUGUGUCUAAAGCUGACCAAAUCUCCGUGUGUAAGGAACGUAGUUCUGAAUUCCAGGGUAUCUCAGGGGCCAGAAUUUACCCUGGAAUUUAAGCUACACAUGUACAGUAAACUGUCACAGUUCUGCCUCAAGCUUGCUACAACUUCGACCUACGCGUUUUUGUAUGAUGCUGUUUUUUUUACACAUUUGUUAAGUCGAUCCAAUCAAAGAUGAUGUAACUCUACUUCUGAGUGUGGCUGAAGAGCAUCGCAAUGUUGUCUUGUCGAUAAAGCUCAGGCCAUUCCACAUUUUCUACUUAGUUCUGUACAACUUCAGUAAGGAAUGUAAAUAGAUUAGCUGUCACUGGCAAAAAUGUGGGUGUGCCAAACUAAGGUGAUGAAACAGUGCUAGUGUUUUCAUACCUAUCCCCUACCUUUUUGUGAAACCAUUGGGUUGAAGUAAAUAAAGGAAGCAGAUUAUUA
Messenger RNA from Branchiostoma floridae (Florida lancelet), 1213 nucleotides. Its product is annotated as insulin-like growth factor-binding protein-like 1. Gene Ontology annotation, cellular component: extracellular region. Gene Ontology annotation, molecular function: insulin-like growth factor binding. The record is from RefSeq and is a predicted model, not a curated record. Gene Ontology annotation, biological process: regulation of cell growth; regulation of signal transduction. Lineage: Eukaryota; Metazoa; Chordata; Leptocardii; Amphioxiformes; Branchiostomatidae.